AUGCGAUGGGUAGAUAAUGUAUGUUUUCUCGAGAAGACCGGGGUAGUGCGAAUGGAUCAGUGCAAUCAAAUCACUGAGCGCCUUCCGGAUAUUCCCUCGAAACAAGCCGUAUCCCGUACGCCCCCCGGGCUUCUAUUGCAGCCGGAAUUCAUGGACACAACUUGCCGUCUGGCUGGUGAGGGUGCGUUCUGGCAUGGCAUGAUCAACCAGAGUGCCGACUCUAUGCGAGAUAGAUGUAUUGCAAGUGGCCGAAAAUGGAUCAACGGCCCAGAGUCAACUUUCGAGGGCGAGCCGGACACCCGAUUUUCCGACAAGGCAGAUUCGAAGCCGGUGGGAAAGUUGAUGCAGAAUUCCAUAUUUCAGGAACGAAUGCGAUCACUCCUCGGUGGCCGCCAAGAUCCUCCUGAAUCUGAACGUGAAGACCGCUCUUCAGAAAGACCUUUCUAUGUGUCAAGCCCAUUCUUUAGCCAAACGGGUGGCAUGAAGUAA
Aspergillus pseudonomiae is the source of this 489-nucleotide messenger RNA. RefSeq lists its product as uncharacterized. The coding region runs from base 1 to 489 and encodes 162 amino acids. The record is from RefSeq and is a predicted model, not a curated record. The transcript has a single exon. NCBI's taxonomy places the organism in Eukaryota, Fungi, Ascomycota, Eurotiomycetes, Eurotiales, Aspergillaceae.